Amphibalanus amphitrite is the source of this 1738-nucleotide messenger RNA. RefSeq names its product prisilkin-39-like. The coding region runs from base 194 to 1672 and encodes 492 amino acids. The record is from RefSeq and is a predicted model, not a curated record. The transcript has 4 exons. NCBI's taxonomy places the organism in Eukaryota, Metazoa, Arthropoda, Thecostraca, Balanomorpha, Balanidae.
AAUUACCUCUGUGCAGACGCAGUUAAUUGCUUCUCGGGCCGUGGUCGAGGCCGCAAAUGGUGAACUUUGGGGACCGGGUACCUUCAGCUGCUUCUCCGAGAAACUGAAUUCUGAAAAGGCUAUUUGCGGCACAUAACGGCGUAGCCAGCUUCAUAGAGAGACAUGUCAUACAACUUACCUACAAGUCUUCUGCAUGCCAGUUUUAAUAAAAGAUAACGAUCAGACACAGAGAGUCUGUUUCCUGUGGCUUUCUCCUCGCGCCGCGUGGUCUGCCGCUCGCGCAGCACGUGCACCGUGCACCGUGCAGCGCACAGUGGACAGAGCCUGGGACCGAUCGUGCACGGAUUGCACAGCGAGCAGUCCGUGGCUACCUAUAAAGAGCACCCAUUGGCCCAGCCAGACACACUCGCAGUGUCGAGCACCAGCUGUCAACAUGGCGCUCACUAAGGUUUUCGCCGCUUCCCUGCUGGUCGGGCUGUGCCUGGCUGAUGGAGGUGGUCGCUUCAGUCACGGCCACGGACGUGUGACCUCAGGUCACGGAGCUGUGACCCGAGGUCACGGUCUGGGACCGGUGACUCACCAGGCUGGUCAGCUGGUGGGCGGCCAAUUCCGCCACCCAGGAGUGUCGUUUGGCUCCUUCCAGCCAAAUCUUGGCCCCGGAAUCGGCGCCGUAUCGUCCGGAUACGACGCUCCCAGCUCCGGCUACCAGGAGCCUAACCAGCAGUACAACGUCCCACACCUGCCGACCAGCUACGGUACUCCGAACACUGGCUACGAUACUCCCAGCACCGGAUACGAUACUCCGAAAACGACCUACGAUACUCCCAGCACGGGCUACGAUACUCCCAGCACCGGCUACAAUACUCCGAGCAUCGGUUACGAUACUCCGAAAACGAGCUACGAUACUCCUAGCACCGGUUACGAUACCCCGAAAACAGGCUACAACGCCCCUAGCACGGGCUACAACACCCCAAGCACGGGCUACGAUACCCCGAAGACAAGCUACGAUACCCCUAGCACUGGCUACGAUGCCCCGAAGACAGGCUACGAAACUCCGAAAACAAGCUACGACACUCCGAAAACAAGCUACGAUACUCCAAAAACAACCUACAACACCCCUAGCAUUGGUUACGAUACCCCGAAGGCAAGCUACGAUACUCCGAAAACAAGCUACAACGCCCCUAGCACCGGCUACAACACCCCAAGCACGGGCUACGAUACCCCGAAAACAAGCUACAACACCCCUAGCACUGGCUACGAUGUCCCUAAGACAGGCUACGAAACUCCGAAAACAAGCUACGAUGCUCCGAAAACAAGCUACGAUACUCCGAAAACAACCUACAACACCCCUAGCAUUGGCUACGACACCCCGAAGACAAGCUACGAUGCUCCGAAAACGAGCUACGAUACGCCGAAAACAAGCUACAAUGUUCCGAAUGUCGGCUACAACGCCCCGAAGACCAGCUACGACACCCCGAAAACAAACUACGGUACCCCGAACAAGGGUUACAGCGCUCCGAGCACUGGCUACAACGCCCCAAGUACCACCUACAAUGGUCCCAAUCAAGGCUACGCACCUCAGGUGUCUUCCCAAUACCAUGUCCCCAGCGUGUCGUCUGGCUAUGGCCCUCCCAAACAGUACGGGCAGAGCUACAACGGUUAUAGCCGCUAGUGCUCCUCGUGCCAUCUGUCCUCAUGUAAUUUGUCAGCCAUAAUAAACGCAAUGCGAUUACUCGUA